AUGAGUUCAAGCACAAUUAUUUUAAAACCCAAAACAACCAUAAUUUCCGAUGAAAUUAUGUCAAUAUCUUCAACACAACCGAAAUCCAAACUAAUGGUCAGUUCCUUGUGGAUAUUUUCAUCGAUAUUUUCGGCAGCCAAAAUUGAUUUUAGCUCAAAUUUAACAGGUAUAUCUAUUGGUUUUAAUCUGCAGGACGUCCUACUAAUCAUGUUUACAGCCUGGAUGUUACAAAAAGGAUUAACAACGAGAAACUUCGUGUUAAUUUUACCCUGGGUAAUCGGGACGGGCUACGGAUUGUACUACAAUCAUUACAAGAGUUUUAUGAGAAUGGCUGGACUAUUAAAACACGUUAGACAUGCAACUUCAUUACCUUGGAUAGCAAUUUUCUUUGCAUCUGUAGCGUUAGUAUUGAGAGCCCUGCUAAUCCUGCGAAUCCUGCAACUUUCGGCCAAUUUGUGGUACAGGAAAAAAUUGGAAAAGGAAUUAUACGAACCGAUACGUUAGAUCUAUUAUUUUGUCUCUCCCUGUAUAAGUGAAUUAUUUUAGGCCCGAGUGCGUUUUAUUUUUAAAAUUUAUUUAUCAAAAAUGGUAAUUUUAUUGCAAUAAAAGUGUCUGGCAUUGUGUGUUUUUAUUUAUC
Diorhabda sublineata is the source of this 637-nucleotide messenger RNA. RefSeq lists its product as uncharacterized. Bases 1 to 504 code for a protein of 167 amino acids. The transcript has 4 exons. NCBI's taxonomy places the organism in Eukaryota, Metazoa, Arthropoda, Insecta, Coleoptera, Chrysomelidae. The record is from RefSeq and is a predicted model, not a curated record.